AUGGCUUCCAACGGCAUCGCGCGCCCUCCCCCAGCCUUGCAAGCUGUCAAUCGACACGUCUCGAUGGACACGCCCUACACGAACGGAUACUCUCCGCCGUCACCUCUCAAGCCGUUGCCAGCGCCCAGCGUUAGGGAUCAUGCCCCGUUCACAUGGCACCGCGACAUGCGCGAGUACCUCCCUCCCAUUGUCCGCCGCUUCUUUGGGUACAGAGAACCGGGCACAAAAGCACCAUACCAACCCCUCCCCUUUCCACCAUUUACAUGGUUCGCACGCCUGCCCCUCAAGUACGAGGUGUGGCUCAUGUCCUUUAUCGCGUCUUUUGUGGGCAUUGCGCUUAUUGAAAUUGUCAUGAUUGCGGGCUUCCCCGACGAAGGCGUAAUUAUGAUUGUGGCAAGUUUCGGGGCGAGUGCUGUCCUGACCUUUGCGACUAUCGACUCGCCUCUGGCCCAGCCAAGGCAUUUAGUCGGAGGCCAAGUCGUUAGCGCGAUUGCAAGUGUGGCGAUCACGCGUUGUUUCCGACACGCGACGGGGUAUCACCUCGAAGAGACGACGUCACAUGAUGGACUCAAGCACGUCGUCUGGAUCAACGGCGCACUGGCAAUGGCUGCGGCUCUACUUGCCAUGCAGGUCACGGGGACCACGCACCCUCCUGGUGGCGCGACUGCACUCAUUGCCAGCGUCAUGCCCUCGGGCGUGGCCAUGUCCUGGCGGCUCGUGUACAUUGUCAUCAUCAGUGGGCUCCUGAUGCUGGGCUGGGCGAUGAUCAUCAACAACGUCGGCCGUCGUCGCUACCCAACCUACUGGCUCUCUGGCCAUCUCCUCUUUGUCAAAUCGACCCACCACCGCAUCACGCAAGACGAACUACACAUGGCUGCCGUCGAGGGUCGCAGUGACGGUUUCUCAGAGAUGGACCGCGCCUUAUCCAACCCGGUACCAGAAGAGGAAAAGCUCCACCGCCGCGCCAGCAUGGCCUCAUUGGCAAGCUAUGACACGAGCCGUAUGGCCGCCCUCGAAGGCCGUAACGACGGCUUUGCACAAAUGGACCGCGUGUUAUCUGGAAUUUCCAACGCUCCAACCCGGAGCUGGUCGCGUCAGACCAACGAUACGCGCAUGGCCGCACUCGAAGGACGAAACGACGGGUUCGCGCAAAUGGACCGCGUCAUAUCCCAGCUGUCCAGUGGGACGACGGCUGGGAGCCCGCCGCGCGGUCGCGAUCACGAUGGCCGAAGCUGGUCACCCACAGUGGCGAGGGAUACCAGCUCGGUCAUCCGGGACGACGGGUUCUAG
This is a messenger RNA of Cutaneotrichosporon cavernicola, 1290 nucleotides long. RefSeq lists its product as uncharacterized. NCBI's taxonomy places the organism in Eukaryota, Fungi, Basidiomycota, Tremellomycetes, Trichosporonales, Trichosporonaceae. The transcript is spliced from 4 exons. The record is from RefSeq and is a predicted model, not a curated record. The coding region runs from base 1 to 1290 and encodes 429 amino acids.